AUGGAUAAUCAAGAUUUCUAUAACAUGUUUGCGGGAAGUGGUGCGGCUAUUCAAAGUCUAGCUAGUAUCGUACAGAAUGUCAACAUGGAAAAUGAAUUGGGAACAAUGCAAAAGCCACCCAAACUGAUGAGCUUAGAUGAAUAUGCUGGAUGGUCCGGAAGGUUUAAAAACUGGGUUCAGGCCAACCAUUUCGAGUGUUGGAUGAAGAUCGAAAAGAAAUACGUACCUCCAGUUGAUGGGCUCAGGAUGGUUAAACAUAUUGGAAGUCUUACAGAUACUGAACAGACAGAUUUUAAAGCUGAAAAGAAAAUGGUGAGCAUUUUGCAGCAAGCCAUUAAAGAAGACAUCCUCGUAUUGCUACAACAUGACGAAAGUUCUCAGUCAAUCUGGCAAGCACUACAACUGAAGUUUAAAGGAAGUGUUUCUAUGAUCAAGAGCAAAAAGGCGCUUAUCAAGAAAGAAUUCAAUAUUUUUACUGGGAUCAAAGGAGAGUUAACAAAACAGUUAAUCGAAAGAUAUUGCCACCUUAUCGAAGCCCACGAGCUUGAGUUGUUGAAGAUAAAGAAGAUGAAUUCUGCUAGCAUGCAACAAGACGUAUCUUUAUACUACAAAGGCCGUCCUUCAGUUGGGAAUCUUCAAAGUCCAAAGAUACAAACAGGAUUCAGUGCUGAUAACACUUCAAAUGCUACAUCAAGUUCUCAUCAAUCAAGCAGUUCUACACCUUUCGCGAAUUUUGAGCCGAAUUGUAAUAUCGCAGUGAACAUCAAAAAUGGAAACGAGAUAACGGAAACUGCUGCGAAGCAACAUAUUGCACUACUCGCUUCCGUUCUCGAGGCAUUUGAAGGUCUAGUUGCGGGGAGAAUUGGAAAUCCGGACAUGACAAAGGAGGACUAUGACCAAAUAGACCCCGAGGAGCUUGAACUGAUUGACAUUAAAUGGGGUAUGGCAAGCCUAGUUCGUCGUGCUCAAAGGUUCAUGGAAAUCACGGGAAGAAACAGUUUAUCAGGUCCGGAUCAGAAGUUGGGAUUUGAUAAGUCGAAAGUAACGUGUUUCAAGUGUAAAGAACGCGGUCACUUUAAACGUGAGUGUCCAAACCGUGAAGUCAACAAUCACCAAAACCCGUUCACCAAUGAUUACUAUCGACAGGCAAUCUACCGUCGACCGAACCAACAGCAAACUGUUCAAAGGCCACAGAUAGAAAACAAACCUGAAAAGGCAUUGAUUGUGAACCAAGAUGAUGAACAGGUAGCUGCAGGUUUUAGCAGGGAUAAAUAUAUCCCUGGUAGAGAUGAUCAGGCCAUGAUGGCAGAGGUUGUUGAGAUUUCUGAGGUAGUGAAUGAACUGGAGAUUGUUGAUGAAGUUGUUUCUGAAGUUGUUGAGGAGAUUCCUACGGAAAUUGUUAUAGAUGUUGAGGAAAUAGCAGCUGAAGUAUACUACUAUCAAUCACAACAGGAGGAGUUAGUUUAUACUAUGAAAUCAGUUAUGCCUCCUAAUGUGUUUGAUUCUUUUGCAGGUUAUUUCGAGGAACCAAGAACCGGAUAUUGUCCUAGAUUUGAGGAGAAGAAAGAAGCCGUCGAAGAAGUAAUUGAUGUGUCUAAAGAGAUGACCGGAGAAGUUCUGAAAGACAUUGCGGACAAAGCUCUAAUGGGAAAGCUUAAAGAGGUAGAUUCAGAACCCAAGGAGUCACAGUCUGUCGAUAAGGUGUCGGUUAACAGAGAGGAAUCUGGAGUUCAGGAGAUCAAAUCUGUCAAACAGUCUGUGUCUGAGUCAAAGCAUGUCGGUAAAACUGAUUGUGAUGAAAAGAUUGAUGAAAAAGUGUUGGAUGAUGAAAGUGAGAAAUCUGAAAAGGCUCAUUCUGAGAAGGCUGUCAGUGAUUUUGAAGACGAAGGAAAUUUCUUAGAUCGAUAUGUACCGAAAUCGGAAAAGACACAGAAGCUUAAAGAAGAAACGGUCAAUACUACUUUUGUCGAGUAUGAUAAAAGAGUGUGCUAUCGCUGCAAUGAGAUUGGACACAUGGCAAAACAGUGUCAAAAAGUGUUUAAGAAACAUGUUGUUGAAAAACCAGUUCAAAAACAAAUGGUUGAGAAACCAAAGGUUGAAAAACCAAAUGUUCAAAAACAAAUGGUUCAAAAAUCUCGACCUAAAUCACUAGUUGUUUCAAAAGGGAAAGCAGACUCGGAAGUCACAUCCACCGAAGAUGCUCAACUCUAUCAGGUUACCUCUUGA
Helianthus annuus (common sunflower) is the source of this 2226-nucleotide messenger RNA. RefSeq lists its product as uncharacterized. The coding region runs from base 1 to 2226 and encodes 741 amino acids. The transcript is spliced from 6 exons. The record is from RefSeq and is a predicted model, not a curated record. Gene Ontology annotation, molecular function: nucleic acid binding; zinc ion binding. Lineage: Eukaryota; Viridiplantae; Streptophyta; Magnoliopsida; Asterales; Asteraceae.